UAAUUCUAGGAGAAUCGAGCAUGUUAUAAAAGGCUCGUAGGUUUGCUUCCCCUCCAAAACCCCCUCUCUUCAGCGAAAACCCUAGAUUCAAGACGCUAGGGUUUGAGAUAGCCAUGGCUGAUCCAAGAAUUUUCGGCCGAGGCGAAGAUUCUGAUCGCCGUCAAGAGCCAGGCCGCCGACUCUACAAUCCCUACAAGGACCUUGAAAUUCCCUACCGCGCCAUCUACGACCUACCUACCUCGCCGGAGUUCCUUUUCCAGGAAGAAUCCACUGCUCAGCGCCGUUCUUGGGGCGAGAAUCUUACCUUCUACACCGGUAUAGGCUACCUUGGUGGCGCCGCCAUUGGGGCUUCUCUUGGGCUUUAUAAAGGAGUUAACGCCGCCGAAGCUGGGGAUACAGCGAAAUUGCGGGUAAAUCGUAUCCUGAAUUCUUCCGGACAAGAAGGACGCAGGAUGGGUAACAGGCUCGGUGUCAUCGGACUUCUUUAUGCUGGGAUGGAAAGCGGCAUGGUGGCCGCAAGGGAUACUGAUGAUUGGAUCAAUAGCGUUAUUGCAGGGCUUGGUACUGGUGCGUUAUAUAAAGCUGCAAACGGACCAAGGUCAGCAGCGAUUGCUGGGGCGAUUGGAGGGUUGAUGGUGGGCGUUGCCAUGGCAGGGAAACAGGUGUUGAAGAGACAUGUUCCUAUUUAGGGUUUGUUCGUUAACUUCUUCACUGUUACCUUAAUCAGUGUUUGAUUUAUUAUGGAGUUUUGAAGUCAUAAAACUCGACAAAUUUUGUCUCUUAUAUAGCAAUGUGAAUAACUGGUGGAUUUAGGAUCCAUGAUCAGCGAUUGCGUUUGAUUAACUAGUCGACAAUUCAAUUUAGUUGCGUUUUUUAUGUC
Phalaenopsis equestris is the source of this 880-nucleotide messenger RNA. RefSeq names its product mitochondrial import inner membrane translocase subunit TIM23-2-like. The record is from RefSeq and is a predicted model, not a curated record. Gene Ontology annotation, cellular component: TIM23 mitochondrial import inner membrane translocase complex; mitochondrial inner membrane. Lineage: Eukaryota; Viridiplantae; Streptophyta; Magnoliopsida; Asparagales; Orchidaceae. Gene Ontology annotation, molecular function: transmembrane protein transporter activity. Gene Ontology annotation, biological process: protein import into mitochondrial matrix. Bases 114 to 689 code for a protein of 191 amino acids. The transcript has a single exon.